Molecule: messenger RNA, 1848 nt
Organism: Botrytis sinoallii
Lineage: Eukaryota; Fungi; Ascomycota; Leotiomycetes; Helotiales; Sclerotiniaceae
Exons: 6
Coding region: 1-1848 (615 amino acids)
Biological process (GO): vesicle budding from membrane; clathrin coat assembly; clathrin-dependent endocytosis
Cellular component (GO): clathrin-coated pit; clathrin-coated vesicle
Molecular function (GO): phosphatidylinositol-4,5-bisphosphate binding; clathrin heavy chain binding; SNARE binding
Source: RefSeq, a predicted model, not a curated record
AUGUCGAGUUCUUUUGAGAAAUCCGUGAAAGGCGCGACGAAGAUCAAGGCUGCCCCUCCCAAGUCAAAAUACAUCGAGCAUAUCUUGAUAGCUACCCAUUCAGGCGAAGCAGGAGUAGCUGAAGUAUUCCGAGCGUUACAAAAUCGACUUCGCGAUUCGACAUGGACGGUGGUAUUCAAGAGUUUGAUCACAGUUCACUUAAUGAUCAGAGAAGGAUCUCCAGAUGUAACACUGGCAUAUCUUGCGCGUCAUAGGAACAUGCUAGCAAUAAGUAGUUUCACCGAUGUGCAAACCCAGGGACGGAAUAUCCGACAUUAUACAAACUAUUUGACCGAGCGCGCGAGAUCAUUUCGAGAUACCAAAUGCGAUUUUGUACGUGGUGCAGAGGGAAGACUAGAGAAGUUAUCGGUGGAGAAGGGACUGUUGAGAGAAACAGAAUCUGUGCAGCAUCAGAUCACAUCAUUACUGAAAUGCGACGUUUUAGAUAAUGAGCCUGAUAAUGAGAUUACGAUUACAGUAUUUCGGAUGCUAGUAUUGGAUCUUCUGGCGUUGUUCCAUGUCAUAAACCAGGCGAUGAUCAAUAUAUUAGGCCACUUUUUUGAGAUGUCAAAACCCGAUGCAGAACGAGCUAUGGAGAUAUACAGAAACUUCACCCGGCAAACGGAUUUUGUGGUUUCGUACCUUGGUGUCGCACGUCAAUAUGAGCAUCAAACGCGAGUGGAGGUACCAAAGCUCAAGCACGCACCUGUCAAUCUUGGAAAGCAGCUAGAGGAUUACUUGAUGGAUCCAGACUUUGAGGUAAACCGAAGGCAAUAUCUUGCCGAACAGGAGUCUAGUAAGGGUGGAAAGGGUGGAACCAAUGGCUCAAGCAAGCCAUUUGCAGUACCUUCUAAGAGUGAAAGCGAAAGCAGGGCCGCGACUGGUCGUUCUUUUCCUGAUGCAGGGCAAGCUUCUUCAUCGAGCGCCACCACACAACCCCCUAAAGCACCCGCUGCAGAUUUGAUUGACUUCUUCGAUUCCAUUGAAACACCACAGCCAAUUGCCUCCCAAGUAGCGUUGCAGCAGCAACUUCAAUUUAACAAUGACCCUUUUCAAAUGCAACAACAACAGCAACUCCAGCAGAAUGGAUUCAUUCAACAACAACCUGGCUUCCAAGAUCCCGGACAAUUUGCUCAACAGCAAGGCUUCAAUGGCGCCUUCAAUAUGCAGCCACAGGUACCAAUACAGCAGCAACCGCAACCCAUGCAACCCAAUUUUACGGGUGUUGGAUUUGGCGGUUAUACUCCUCAGCAACAAUUUCAGCCAUCGGGUCUCUCACCUAUCCCACAAGAGUCGGCUGUAAACUUCCAGCAACAGGGACAGCAACAGCUGAAUUUACAAACUCCACAACAGACAAAUCCUUUCCGACAAUCGAUGAUGACGAAUACCACGGGAAUGGCUGGACCUUCAUUCCCAGCUUCACCUCCUGUCACAUCACCAGUCACUAGGCAGUCAACAAAUCCUUUUGCCAAGUCAGCAUCACCGCAAUCACAACCUUACACACCACCACCUGACCAGCAAUUUCAGCAACAGCCAAUAGCAGCCCCUCUUAGGUCGAUGCAAACAGGCACAAAUCCUUUUGCCAAAAAUUUAUCCAUUCAAUCAGCUGACCGGCCCCAAACCAGUGGCGCCAGUCUUGCGCCACAGCCUACUGGAAAUACAAACCCAUUCCGUCAGAGUCAAUUUGUCAAUACGGCUACUGGUAUGGGCUGGCAAAACGCCCAGCAACCGAUAGGUGGUGGUUUAGACCAUCUUCCAACGGUUCCCGUAUUUCCUCGGCCCGGGCAACAGCAAGCUUGGCAGCAGUGA